GACAUGCUAAGACGUCAUCUUGCUGCGCAAAACAAGCGGUUGUUGACAGGCCGCAGAGGCGGCUGAAGGUGAGCUGAGUGGAUCCUAUCAUGCCUGACUGGGCGAGUUGUCCUGGGCCGAGGCCUCUGGGCUGGGGAUGAAAGAAACGGAUCCGAUGCAGAGUCUGGAGGGCUCCGGGGCCGAGAGGUCAGUCGGCACGCAGACGGGCAGCAUGACGGGUCAAAUACCAAGGCUUUCUAAAGUGAACCUUUUUACUCUGCUCAGUCUCUGGAUGGAGCUCUUCCCGGGAGUAGAAGCCCAAGGGCAAAAAUCUCAGAAAACUGAAGAGGAAACCCGUGGUCCCUUAGGAGAUAAUGAAGACUUGGCCAGAGUAUCUACUGACAAAAAACAGGUGAAGAAAACUGGUCUUGUGGUGGUGAAAAACAUGAAGAUCAUUGGUCUCCACUGUUCCAGUGAAGACUUGCAUACUGGGCAAAUUGCUCUUAUUAAGCAUGGGUCCAGGCUGAAAAACUGUGAUCUUUAUUUUUCAAGAAAACCGUGUUCUGCUUGUUUGAAAAUGAUAGUGAAUGCUGGAGUUAACCGAAUUUCUUACUGGCCUUCUGACCCAGAAAUAAGUUUGCUCACUGAGGCUUCUAGUUCUGAAGAUGCAAAGCUAGAUGCCAAAGCAGCAGAAAGAUUGAAGUCAAACAGCCGGGCCCAUGUGUGCGUCCUCCUCCAGCCGCUGGUGUGUUAUAUGGUGCAGUUUGUAGAGGAAACUUCUUACAAAUGUGACUUUAUUCAAAAAACUGCAAAAGCAUUGCCGGGUGCUGACACUGAUUUUUAUUCUGAAUGUAAACAAGAAAGAAUAAAAGAAUAUGAAAUGUUAUUUUUGGUUUCAAAUGAAGAGAUGCAUAAGCAGAUACUGAUGACUAUAGGUCUGGAGAACCUGUGUGAAAACCCCUAUUUUAGCAAUCUAAGGCAAAACAUGAAAGACCUGAUCCUACUUUUGGCCACAGUAGCUUCCAGUGUGCCCAACUUGAAACACUUCGGAUUCUACUGUAGCAACCCAGAACAGAUUAAUGAAAUUCACAAUCAGAGUUUGCCACAGGAAGUUGCAAGGCAUUGCAUGGUGCAGGCCAGGUUAUUGGCUUAUCGAACUGAGGAUCAUAAAACAGGAGUCGGAGCUGUCAUUUGGGCAGAAGCGAAAUCUAGAAGCUGCGAUGGGACUGGAGCCAUGUACUUCGUAGGAUGCGGGUACAAUGCCUUUCCCGUUGGCUCCGAGUAUGCUGACUUCCCGCACAUGGAUGACAAGCAUAAGGACAGAGAAAUACGGAAGUUCAGAUACAUCAUACAUGCGGAGCAGAAUGCUUUGACAUUUAGAUGUCAAGAUAUAAAACCGGAAGAACGCAGCAUGAUUUUUGUGACGAAAUGCCCUUGUGAUGAGUGUGUACCUUUAAUCAAGGGUGCAGGCAUAAAGCAGAUCUAUGCUGGCGAUGUAGACGUUGGGAAGAAGAAAGCAGACAUCUCCUACAUGAAGUUUGGGGAGCUCGAGGGCGUCCACAAAUUCACAUGGCAGUUGAAUCCGUCUGAAGCUUAUAGUCUUGACCCAGAUGAGCCUGAAAGGAGAGAAAAUGGUGUACUGAGGCGCAGGUCUGCAAAGGAAGAGCAGCGCAGCAACAAGAGGCCACGUCUGGAAACCCGCUCUGCAGGCCGGGCUACACUGCAGUAACCCACAUGCUUUCUUACUGCACCUCUCAAAUGCAGCCUGUGGGGUUGUGACUAACUGAGAAGCUUUUACAGGGCUGAGUUGUAAUUAGCCUCUGAGUGCUGUUACCUCGGAUCUUUUUACCUCAGCAUGCAGUGUGUUCUUCCACUACACCAAAUGGGGUAGCAAUAGUUUGAGACCAGUACAAGACCUGGACUGCUGCUGUUGAUCCAGAUGCUCUGAAGCCAGUUUCAGAACGGUUCAUUCACAGGAGGGGAUCUUCCUUUGACAAAUAGUAGUUCCUGUGGAUUACAAGGAUGACAAUCAGUAACCCUCCAGGCAAUAAGAUUCCUGGCCGUCUUUUAAGGCUCCAUGUAUAAAUAACUGAAAGGCUGCAUAACACUAAAUCCUUCUAGCCAGGACCUGCUGAAAUAGACUGACUUAAAAUUGCUGUGCCUACUCUCCAUUUCACACGAGUUUUGUAAGUAGCCUGGGGAUUUAGGUCAGUGGAGCAGUGCUGUGAGAGCAUGUGCCAGGCCCUGAGUUCCCUCCUUAGCACCUCAAAACAAAUAAAAUGUAAUCUCACCUAAA
This is a messenger RNA of Rattus rattus (black rat), 2275 nucleotides long. RefSeq names its product cytidine and dCMP deaminase domain containing 1 (gene Cdadc1). Bases 137 to 1708 code for a protein of 523 amino acids. Gene Ontology annotation, biological process: dTMP biosynthetic process; dUMP biosynthetic process. NCBI's taxonomy places the organism in Eukaryota, Metazoa, Chordata, Mammalia, Rodentia, Muridae. The record is from RefSeq and is a predicted model, not a curated record. Gene Ontology annotation, cellular component: cytoplasm. The transcript is spliced from 10 exons. Gene Ontology annotation, molecular function: dCMP deaminase activity; zinc ion binding.